Messenger RNA from Menidia menidia (Atlantic silverside), 3267 nucleotides. Lineage: Eukaryota; Metazoa; Chordata; Actinopteri; Atheriniformes; Atherinopsidae. The record is from the annotation of a GenBank genome assembly.
CGCUGCCCGCCGGGCGGCAUUCCUCAUCCAGGAGAUGCUCAGCCGAAGCCAAACUAGUCUGACAAGCCGGGCAGUUUCUUUUCCCCUUUUUUUUUAACAAUGACAGUUAGUAUUCCAGCUCGUCUUCAGUGCCUGACUGAAACCGCCCGCUGCGCGUGGGGACGCACACCUAUCCGGAUCACCGGACGCACAAACCGUGUUGGGAUAUACUGUCUGUUCUGAGAGUAGUUUUUUUUUCAUCCAUGGCGUUUUUUGUCACCGCACACAGAAUGAGAGGCUGAACAAAACCAGCUUUCAGUUCACCCAGGGUUUUUUUCGUUUGGCUGGAUAUUGAAACUCGCCAUGGAACAGGAGGGCAUUUUGGACUUCCAAGCCUUAAGGGCCAAGUUCCAGGAGGAGGAACUCCCCAUGAAGCAACCCAGAAGCAAACCUGCUCUCCGGGAGAAACCCAAGGUGGUCCCCCCGCCCCAGAGCCCCACUCACUACCUCCCCGCGGGGGCGCGCCCCUCCCUGCUCACCUCCAUCAGCCAGACCUUAGAGGGGGGGGCAGGGAUUGCCCCCCGGGUGGUUUUUAAAGACGACAAGAGUAAAAAUCCUCUGAUCAAGGCUAACUCAAAAGCGAAGGAGAAAAGUGAGGAGAAGAUGAAGGACAGUAAAGACAAGACGGCAAAACGAGCCGAAGAGAAGCGGAAUGAGAAUUCUCCAGAGCAGAAGGGGAAGAAAGAGAACGGUAAGGACAAGAAAUUUCCAUUUGUCAUGUCUCAGAAGGAGAGUACGGCAGAGCUGGUGCCGGCGACCCCCCCACCGAAAGCCACCACGCAAAAGAAGAAGGGUUUCCUUGGUUUCAAGAAGUCCACAAAGAAAGAAUCGGCAGCAGCCCCUGCUGACCCGAUACUGGACACUCCCAGCCUGGACGCCUCUGGAACAGCUCCACUAAUCCCAGUACCCACUGGCCUGGAUAAACUUCUACUAGAGCCCCAAAUCUCAGCAGCACCACCACCAGAAGCGAUCCUGCCUGAGAAAAUCCCCCCGCCCGACCCCGGCGUCGUCGUGGAAACCAUCCCGUCGUCCCCCAUCCCUGAGCCUCCUGCGUUUUCUCCGCCUCCUCCCGUUUUCUCCGACAUCCCCGCUCUCCAAGUCCCGACCCCACGGAGCGAAACCCCAGAGACCGAGACCCCCCCGGACACGGAGGUUUCCGCCCUGCAGGUUUCCAGACCGGCCAGCCAGAGCGAAACCCCCCCGGUCAGUCCCGCCACCAUCCCAGACCCCCCUCCAGCCGACCCCGCCCCGAUCCCCGCCCUCCUGGAACCUGAAGUUUCACCAGAAGCCGCUGCAGAGGUGGAGGAGGAGGAGCCCCCCCCUGUUGUCAUAAACCCCCAGUCUGUGCCCUCCCCCAAAGCCGAGCGCCCCAUUUCCGCCCUGUCUGCCCUGGAGAGGGCUGCAGACAUGAGCCCCGGGAAAAAGGCGUCCGGUGGAGACCUGAGGAUUCUGAGCGCUCUGGAGAAGGCCCGCAAGAAGAGCUCCAGCCCUUUGUCACACCCCAGCCGGUCCCACUCCAUCAGCCCCCCGCCCGAAGAUCUUCGGCUUUCUCCGAGUCCCACCGCUGCCGUCCCAGAGCUGCCACCCAUCGAUUAUGAAGGGGGGGCUCGGAGGGCCCUCCCACCAACACCGGAAGCACAAGUUAACGGGAUCAACCACGGAGCAGGCUCUCCGGAGCUGAGGGGCACGGCUGAGGAGGGGAUUGAUGCUGUCCCGGAGCUGCUCAAUGUCCCACCCCCUCCACCCAGACAGCCCCCGCCACAACCGGCUUUGGAUCUUUCUCCAGAAUCACCUGACAGCCCCCCCGCCGACGCCCUGAGUGAAUUUAUUCCUCCUACCCUGAUUCUCGGAGACAUCCCCGUUCCUCCUGAGUUCUCAGAGUCCGACGCCUUAGAUGUCCCGGCUACGCUGGAGUUUGAUGACGUGGCCUCAGAUGCAGGCGGUCCAGAGCUGCCCGAGUCCGAGUGGAGGAACGAGGAAUACACGGCUCCGGAUGUUCCAGACGGACACGACCUGCCGGUGUUUUAUAGUAAUGGCAUAACAGAUGAAGGAGCUGAGCUCCACCUCCAACCGACAUAUGGAGAUGAAUACCAGCACGCUUCACUCCCAGAAUCCCCCCUCCCCAUCGCUCAAGACUCCCCACCAGUGGAGGAGCCUAAAGCAGAAGAUCCUUACAGUCUGCAGGACAGCGUGGACAAUACACUCAACGGCGUCUCCCCGUCUCCCAACAAAAAGAAGGGCAAGAAAAACAGUGGCAAGAAACGCAAAGGAACCCCAAAGAAUCCAUAUGCUGAGGCCCCACAAGAAACAGUGCAAGAGAAAUCUAAGACAAUCAGAUUUGGCAGAAGUGAGAAGAAAGCCACCACGGAGGGGCUAGACGACAAAGAGCAGAAAAAGAAAGAGAAGCAACAGAAGAAGGAGCAGAAGGAGAGGCAGGAGCGAGAGAAGAAAGAGCAGAAAGAGAAAGAAAAGAGGGAGAACGAGCUCAAGAAGAAAUUCAAAGUCACAGGUCAGGAGGAGGCCAUGUACCAGGCCACCGUCACGGUGACGCCGAAGGCACGCAAAAACGAUUUGCCCAUCAAGACCGGAGAUGUCAUCAGUAUCAUUCGCACAACCAACUGUCCCAAAGGGAAGUGGCUGGCCCGGGACAGCAGCAGCAACUAUGGCUAUGUCGCUGUGGAUCACGUGGAGCUGGACAUCAAGGAGAUGAUGGAGCUGGGGAAGAAAACCGCCCGCAAGAGCAGCUCCAAGAUCAUCGAGGCAGACGUGGCUAGCACAGGGAGCAGGGCCUCAAACCACUUUCCCCAGUCGACAGAAAGCUUCACAGAUGACAGCGAGGAGUGGACCUGUGACGACGACGAACCGGUCUCGCCUGCCCCCGAAACCCCAGAGCCAUUCAGCGCCGCGAAUCACAACAGGACUCUCUCUAUGCCAGAUAUGGGAAACAAAGAGCUUCCCAUCAACCACCAGCACAGUCACAGCGACGACCCUGAUGGCACCCACGUCCAAGCGCGACACGAAGCACUUCAGAAGCUGGCCACGUUUUUCCAUUCACCAGUACCUGUGAAAGCACCUGCCAGCCACGUCGAAGCAGAGACAACCCCGGCGCCGCCCACAGAGGAAGCAGAGCAUGAGCGUGAGGAUCCUCAGACACAGGAAACAGAUUUUGAUCCCUCUACUCUGAUUCUGCCUCCGCCGGACCUGUACGCCGACCUGACGCUGGAAUGA